AUGGACCCGCCGAGGAUGGACCCGCCGGGGCCGGCGCAGGGCCAGCACCAGCACGAGCCCAUCAGCUUCGGUAUCGACCAGAUCCUCAACAGCCCCGAGCAGGACAGCGCUCCCCCGCCGCCCCCCCGGGGCCCCGACGGCGCGACCUUCCUGGGCGGCCCCGGCGGCCGCGGCGGUGCGCCCUACCCGGCCCUGCCGGCCCCCUUCCCGGCCAUCGCCGCGCCCUUCGAGGACUCGGGAUCGUACAGUGUGAACCUCAGCCUGGCCCCGGCCGGCGUGAUCCGGGUGCCGGCGCACAGGCCCAUCCCCGGGGCCGUGCCGCCGCCCAUCUCCAGCGCCAUCCCGGCCAUGCCCGCCGUGCCCAGUCUGGGCAGCCUCAACUUCCCCUGGAUGGAGAGCAGCCGGCGCUUCGUCAAGGACAGGUUCACAGCGGCGGCGGCGCUGACGCCCUUCACCGUGACACGGCGGAUCGGGCAUCCUUACCAGAACCGGACUCCGCCGAAGCGCAAGAAACCGCGGACAUCCUUCUCCCGGGUGCAGAUCUGCGAGCUGGAGAAGCGCUUCCAUCGGCAGAAGUACCUGGCCUCGGCCGAGCGCGCUGCCCUCGCCAAGUCCCUCAAGAUGACGGACGCCCAGGUGAAGACCUGGUUCCAGAACCGGCGCACCAAGUGGCGGCGGCAGACGGCGGAGGAGCGGGAGGCCGAGCGGCAGCAGGCGAGCCGGCUGAUGCUGCAGCUGCAGCACGACGCCUUCCAGAAGUCGCUGAACGAGUCGAUCCAGCCCGACCCGCUGUGCCUGCACAACUCGUCGCUGUUCGCGCUGCAGAACCUGCAGCCCUGGGAGGAGGAGAGCGCCAAGAUCCCCCCGGUCACCUCGCUCGUCUGAGCCCGGCAGACGGGGCACGCAGCGGACUGGCCCCGGAGCGCGGCCGGCGGC
Messenger RNA from Zonotrichia leucophrys gambelii, 936 nucleotides. It is a transcript of the gene TLX3, whose product is annotated as T cell leukemia homeobox 3. Gene Ontology annotation, molecular function: DNA-binding transcription factor activity, RNA polymerase II-specific; RNA polymerase II cis-regulatory region sequence-specific DNA binding. Gene Ontology annotation, biological process: regulation of transcription by RNA polymerase II; animal organ development. The transcript has 3 exons. The record is from RefSeq and is a predicted model, not a curated record. Gene Ontology annotation, cellular component: nucleus. The coding region runs from base 1 to 885 and encodes 294 amino acids. Lineage: Eukaryota; Metazoa; Chordata; Aves; Passeriformes; Passerellidae.